AUCUGACUCGUAGAGCAUCAUCAUCAUCAUUUCAUACAUCAGGCAAUGUUAAUGCUAAUGCUAAUGCUACUGCUGGCAAUAAUCUUCUUUCGAUACCAAUUGCAACAGUACCAGCUGCUUCAGAAAAAUUUCGUGUUCAAUUAAACGUAGCUGGUUUCAAUCCAGAUACAAUCAAAACACGUGUUGAAGAUCGAAGAGUUAUUGUCGAAGGUAAACAUGAAGAACGACAAACUAAUGGAGAUUUUAGUGUUCGAGAAAUUCGAAAAUCAUAUGAUCUUCCUGAACAUGCUGAUUCUGCGAAUUUGGCAUCAUUUGUUACACCAAAUAAUAUGCUUGUCGUAGAGGUGCCUAUCAAUGCUCCACAAUUGCAACGUCGUGCAUCUCAAACAAUUGCUGAUAGUCAAGCACUUUCUUUAUUUGGUCAAUUUCGUGAUCCAAUUUUUGAUUAUCCAGGUUUUAUUGCUUCAGCAGAUUUUCGUCCUCGUCUUAUUGAUAUAGGUAAUGGACAAAAGAGUAUUAAAAUGGCAUUAGCUGUUAAAAAUUAUCAACCUGAACAAAUCAGAGUUUCUGUUAAAAAUAAUCAAUUACUUGUACAAGCUGAGCAUAAUUAUAAUGAUAAUAAUCGUUCGGAAAGAUCAUUCUUAACUAAAUCAAUUUCAUUACCACCCGGUACACAAGUUGAUCAAUUAAAAUCAUUUUUAAAUGGUGAAGGACAAUUAGAAAUCGAAGCACCUUUUAUUGAACCUACACAAAUGCGUUCAAUUGAAGUUCAACAUUAA
Molecule: messenger RNA, 779 nt
Organism: Adineta steineri
Lineage: Eukaryota; Metazoa; Rotifera; Eurotatoria; Adinetida; Adinetidae
Source: the annotation of a GenBank genome assembly